AUGGCUGAACGAAUCAGGAUCCUUGAAAACCGUGUUGCGGAAGCGAUCUCGCCCAACGGCCCAAACGCCGAGGUAAACACGCGCGAGCAAACCGCCGUGGUGGACUGGAAUGCUGGUCGUGUCUUGGACGGUGCGACUCGACCGGACGAUCCUAUUGGGCCACAGGGUUAUGAUGAGAAUGAUGUGAAUCUCGUACCAGCUCUCAUGACCUUGACCCGGGGGAGGACUCGACAAGAUGGGACGAACUCAGGCGGCGGUACGGUUUCGAUCGCUGAACGCUACCGAGCAAUGAUGGACCCGUUUGGGGCACUCCCGAGGCAACACACCGAUACGCAUGCCACCCCGCCCCAGGGCAACAGUGGUAAUCAUUCACCUGAUGAAGUACUCGUGGAUCAAGGACAGGGUAGCUCCCCUGGUUCGAGUGCAAGAGCCCCUAGAUCUCUUGGGGGGGCUAUGCGCGCGGAUGAUCAAGAUAUGGAGAUGGGUCCUGCAUAA
Molecule: messenger RNA, 495 nt
Organism: Puccinia graminis f. sp. tritici CRL 75-36-700-3
Lineage: Eukaryota; Fungi; Basidiomycota; Pucciniomycetes; Pucciniales; Pucciniaceae
Exons: 2
Coding region: 1-495 (164 amino acids)
Source: RefSeq, a predicted model, not a curated record